Molecule: messenger RNA, 385 nt
Organism: Anopheles darlingi
Lineage: Eukaryota; Metazoa; Arthropoda; Insecta; Diptera; Culicidae
Gene: l(2)37Cg
Product: probable DNA-directed RNA polymerases I and III subunit RPAC2
Exons: 3
Coding region: 74-385 (103 amino acids)
Biological process (GO): DNA-templated transcription
Cellular component (GO): RNA polymerase III complex; RNA polymerase I complex
Molecular function (GO): DNA-directed RNA polymerase activity; DNA binding; protein dimerization activity
Source: RefSeq, a predicted model, not a curated record
CAGUGUCGGACCAAAACACGCGGAUUUCUUUGCUUUUUCCUCUCCACCUCCCAAAAUCCAAAAACAUCCAAAAAUGCCGAAAAUCGCGGAGCUAGCGGGGGAUGAACAAUCGGAAUGUUCGCGCACAUUUGUGUUUGAAGACGAGGGCCACACACUCGGGAACGUGCUAAAAACUAUUAUCUGCAAGUACCCGGAUGUUAACUUUUGCGGCUACACAGUACCUCAUCCGGCGGAGAAUAAGAUGCACUUUCGGAUACAGGCCACCAAAUCGGUUCGUGCGAUCGAUGUGUUGCUACGCGGUUUGCAAGAUUUGGAACGGCUUUGCGAUCAUAUGAUGGAGACCUUCGAGGGAGCAGUAGCGUCACACCAUCGUGGAAGCGCGUGA